This is a messenger RNA of Oreochromis niloticus (Nile tilapia), 6398 nucleotides long. It is a transcript of the gene shroom2a, whose product is annotated as shroom family member 2a. Gene Ontology annotation, cellular component: apical junction complex; apical plasma membrane; adherens junction. Bases 469 to 5403 code for a protein of 1644 amino acids. Gene Ontology annotation, biological process: actin filament organization. Gene Ontology annotation, molecular function: actin filament binding. The transcript has 14 exons. Lineage: Eukaryota; Metazoa; Chordata; Actinopteri; Cichliformes; Cichlidae. The record is from RefSeq and is a predicted model, not a curated record.
AGCUUUGUUCUGCCACACUUGUUAUCCCUGCUGUCCAUGGAUGGAGCUAGUUUAGCUUAGCUGAUUUAACCUCUCCCGAGUGUGUCAGUGUGUCGUUCUCGGUUUGUAACAUGAAGUAGGAGGAUACGGCUGGAGCUGCUGCGUUUGAAACAGCGUAAGGUCGCCACUUCGUUUAAGAGUUAGCGUACGAUUUAUUUUUAAAAAAGUUGUUCCUUUUAAAAUAAAACCAGUUAAAAAAGAUGAAGUAUGUGUAACGUAAACCUGGGAUAUUACUCCGUGCCAACCCGACGAAGCUUUCCUGUUCACCGGUUCAUCCAAAACUUGGAUUCUCAGGCCCUUUAUUCACCUCAAGAACUUAUGUCUUUUGAAGGAAGAUAUGAAUCCUAUGAGGCGUAUAGUGCUAAACACCGCACCACAUGAUAUUUGGUCUCUAAAAAUACUUCUGGACCUCAAAAAUGACACAGUACAAUGGAUGCUGAAGGAUAUAAAAAUGAUCUGCGCUGUACAGAAGCGGAGAGCUUUUGGCAUGUGGUGCAGAAAUCAGGAGAUCUGGAACAGAGGAGCAGAGACUGUGAGAGCUUCAAGCUGGUGGAAGUAUUUCUGUCAGGAGGUGCCCCGUGGGGGUUCACGCUCAGAGGGGGACUUGAACACCGGGAGCCACUGCUCAUAACCAAGGUUGAGGAGGGCAGUAAAGCAGCAGCUGUGGGUCUCCAGGUGGGAGACGAGCUUGUCAACAUCAACGAGAUUCCCCUGACUGGAUAUAGACAGGAGGCAAUCUGCCUUGUGAAGGGAUCCCACAAGACCCUCAGUCUGGUGGUGAAAAGGAAUAUGAAAAUGGUGGAUAUUGUAGCUCAGAAAAUGCCCUCAGAGAAUGACGUGCUUGUGGCGAGAAGCUUUCUUACGAAGAUUUUGCGAAGUUCCAUGAGAAAGCAGCACCUAAAAGGGAGGAAUGAACCUAUAAGUAGGCCUCACUCCUGGCACUCCACCAAGUUCAAUGAAAGCCAACCAGGGACUGCCAAAACACAGUCUCCACCCGCGGCAGUCUGGCACACUCACUAUGAUGCAAGCUCGUCAUCGGCAAAUCUCUCCACCAGCUGGGAGCAAACAAACCUGCGCAGAGUGUCCGACCAGUUCAGCUCUCACGGCAGCAUGGACAGCCUAGAGCAUGUGUCACACCCAUACCCGGCCGGUCAGCUCUCGCACACCAAAUCAAACAACAGCAUGGAGCAACUCGGAGGAGGGAAAAGGGACUCGGCCUACAGCUCUUUCUCCACCAGCUCCAGCACGCCGGACUACACCCUCUCAAAAAGCAAUGCUGCUUCAACAGAGAACAUGGUCUACAAAGUCGGGCAGUGGGAGGGGGGAGGAAAGCACAACAGCAGUGGCAGAAAUGGCCACAGCCUGGCCGCAGAGGGAGUCAGACAGGACGACAGGCUCACGUAUUUUCAGAUGCCAGGCGUCAGCUCAGGCUGCGAUGGUCCACAGACCGAGGAGCCAGCUGGUUCCCACCAUUCAACUUCAAGUAGAACCAGCUUUGGGCCUGUUUGGAACGUCCCUGAGAAAAAGAAAACUGCUUCUUCCUCUCCUCCGCCUCCACCACCACCCACACGCAGUGAUAGUUUUGCUGCCACUAAAGUCCAUGAAAGAGGGCUGGUGAUUGCUCACCCUGAAGGAAUCGAUUCCCACCUGCAAUCCAGAGCUUCAUGUGAAAAUCGCUGUCACAACAUUUCCUCGAAGAACGACCAUGACAGUUUUUACUUUCAGUCUGAAAAAUCCCAUCAGGACCAGUUCACUUCAAACAAACGGUAUUCCCACUCCAGUGAUGUUCGGCAGCCCACCCAUGUUGGCCAACCUUACCAUCAAAGACACCACAGCGAGAAAACCACUUUUCAUCCUCAGCCUUGGGCUACUUCUGCACCAAAGCCACAGAACGUAGGUGGGUACUAUUACAGCAUGCAGGAGGUAUCUGCUAACGGUUCAACACAACACGCUGGCCAGAGCCAGAGAAAGAACUUAAGUUCCUCUACAGGCCCUGACCAAAACACAGAGAGCAGCGGGCACAGCCGAUACUACUGUGUGACUACAAUCCAGCCCACACAGCCGAACCCUGUGUCUUUGUCAGGAAUACCAGAGGACAGGGGCUGUGCGACAUAUCUGCCACAGACUGGAAAUGAGCGAACCUCUCACAGUCCGCAGACUGUUGCUAAAGUGAAGUAUCAUCUGCCCCAACAGCAGCAGCACUCACACGUUAAAGACACCAACGGGUACAGCAAGCACCAAGUCACUAGUGUACACGAAAACCCUGCACUCAAAACAGGCUCCGAAGAUUGGGGAGGCCAGAGAGGGCACAAUACACAGACAGCAGAAUCUCAGCACAGCAGUCAGUCUGAACAGCGGUGGCCUCUACCACUGCAGCACAGAGAACCCCCCCAAGAUGUCAAGCACGACAGCCAAAUGAGCAACAAGAUCUCCCCCCAGGCCAACCCCAUGCUCCAUUCGCUGUCUUUGGAUGUCGCAGGGCAAGAUGACAGAGGCAGAGGCGGUGCAGUUUCUGACGAGUCCACUGAAGCUAAGCAGUUAAAGCGCGAAGAGCGCUUUGCCACCACACUGAGAAACGAAAUUCAGAUGAGAAGGGCAAAGCUGCAGAAAAGUAAAAGUGCGGCUGUCCUCCCCUGGGUUGAGGGUCAGGCUAAAGAAGAUCAGGACAUCUGGAAGUCCACCGAAAGUACAACUCCAAACUCCUCCUCCAGCUCCUACAAGGACCACCUGAAGGAAGUGCAAGAGAGGGUGCUCAAGGCUACCUCUUUCAGGAGGAGAGACCUGGAGCUAGUUUUACCGGAGCACUCUAAUGCUGAGGCUUUACCUAACUACCCAUCCUCGGCACAUGCACGCAAAGAUGUCACGCCUCUGCCAACUGUCACACAGUCAGCAACGAGCCAUUCAGGAGGUCAGGUGACUCGCAUUGGUGGUCGAAAGCAUUUUCCUGCAGAAAAGAAAGUUAAGUCUUUCUCUGAACCAGACAAAAUUCACGAAGUGGGGACGAAAGAGGGUGUCGCUCCAAGUGAUAAUACAAGCUCCUCAUUAGACCAGCAUAUACUCUUUGAAGACGGUAGGAAACCAGGUCUCGCUCACCACAUGCCCCUUGAGAGCCAUAUCAAGCACCAAAGUCGAGAACCCGCCUCCGUUGGUGCAACAGAGAAUGCAAUGAAAGGAAUCAAAGGUAGAGAUUACACUGAGGAGGGCCUCAGAGUUUCUACAGAAAAGCAGUCCAUCCAAGACCAGCAAAGACUGGGCACGUUUGCCGAGUAUGAGGCCAGCUGGAAUACACAGAAGAAACCUUCAGAGAAAAGAGUCUCUGGACGGUACAAGUCAGCUGAUAACAUACUCGAUCCAGGAACCGAGGAGAGAGCCAGAACCACCUGCUCCCAUGAGAGGUUCAGAUCGUCUCCAUCUACAGAAGUCUACGAACAGAAGAUUCCAGUUCCUGCAAGGAAGUCAGAGGCAGAGUAUUCAGAGCCGGAGAGUAAACCUGCUGAACCGCUCAGCUCUGACACAUGGUUCCCUGACAGAGCUCCAGGUGAUUGUAAAGUGAGAGACAAGCCUGCAGAGUUUGAACAUUACUCAGCGCCACCCCCUCCGCCCAUGACGGGAGCAGACCCCGACUGCAGACACAGAGCUGCUGCUGCCACCCUCAACCACAGACCCACAUCUGUUUCUCUCGGCCUCACAGAGACUGCCCCCCCUCAGCCUGAGGACCACAGUCACACAGACCCGCACUCUGGACCCAGGAGAAAGCCCCCUGCACUAGAGAACCCUCUGCCUCCACCCAGAUGCCCAGAGGUCGACUCCCACGAGUCCUCCACCGGUUCCCAGAGUGAAGGCUUAACCCUCUCUGAUCAUAACUCCGCCUUCAACCACACCCACACUGUUAAAGGAGACUCUGAGCAGGGCAAAGGACAAGGGGCAGGACAUCAUCACUCAGCCUCUCCCUCUGCGUCCUCCUACAGACCUUCAGGGCUGGCCAGCAUGGAGGGGCACCGCUCACCAUCUCCUCAGUUUUCCCCACAGAGACUCAGCGACAGGCCUCCGGUCUCUCUUCAGGAUGAAAUCUCAAACAGGAUGGAGCAUGUGAUAGAAAACCAAAGCUCUGCAGUGAGAAAAGUGCCCAUCAGGAUUGUGCACUCGGGAGGAAAUGCAGAGAAGGAAAAUACACCAUUUUUGCAGCACAGCAACCCCCCUGCCAUUGAAGCUGAGGGGCACGCCGUGACCCGGCUCGGCAGCCUCGGACCUGCGGGUCAAGACUCUGUCUUCUGCGCCUUCACCAGGCAGAAGGAGCCUGAUGGCGUCCCACACCCUCAAAAGCAACAGAUGCCCCAGAGAGACGCAUACAUGACGACUAUAGGAGAUCACCUCCAACCGCUGCCACCCACAGACGUGUCCAGCAGCAAUAAAUCGGCGACAAACACAGGAGUGUCCAAGGCAGAGGAUCAGAAAAGAGAGGAGCUGGCCAGGGACAUCAUGGGGAAGGACAAGUCACUAGCAGAUAUUCUGGAUCAGAGCAAGAUGAAGACCACAAUGGACUUGAUGGAGGGCAUCUUCCCUCAAGGGGAGCAGCUGGUGGAAGAAGCUCACCAGCGCAGGAAGGUCCAGCCGAAGCAGACAAACUCCCGGCCCGCUGAGGAAAGGGAAAAGGAGGACAGCAUGGCAGCGGCUACCUCGAUGGUGACCAGCUCUGCAUAUUACAGCACGUCUGCUCCCAAAGCUGAGCUCCUUAUCAAGAUGAAGGGCAUGCAGGACCAGGAGCAGGAGGAGGAGGACUCUGAAGAUGAGCUGGACAAUGAUUUGGCCAAUAAGAAGCAAGAGCUGAUCGACAGCCUCAGCAAGAAGCUCCAGGUGCUCCGGGAGGCCCGGGAGAGUCUUCAAGAGGACAUCCUGGACAACAACGCUCUGGGAGAAGAGGUGGAAGCCCAGGUCCAACAGGUCUGCAAACCCAACGAGCUGGACAAGUUCAAGAUGUUUGUGGGGGACCUGGAUAAAGUGGUGAGCCUUCUGCUGUCCCUAUCGGGCCGCCUGGCCAGAGUGGAGAACGCCCUCAACAGUCUGGAGGAGGAUGCUACGCCAGAGGAGAGGCGAACGCUGAUUGAGAAGAGGAAGCUGCUGAUCCGACAGCACGAGGACGCAAAGGAGCUGAAGGAGAACCUGGACCGCCGAGAGGGUGUGGUUUACGAGAUCCUGGCGAGCUACCUGCAGGAGGACAGCCUCGCGGACUACGAGCACUUUGUGAAGAUGAAGUCGGCGCUCAUUAUCGAGCAGCGCAAGCUCGAGGAUAAAAUCAAGCUGGGCGAGGAGCAGCUGAAGUGUCUGAUGGACAGCCUGCCCAUAGAGCAGCGGCUGGCCCUCUGAGGAGGACAGAGCGACACUGCUGGGUCUGAGAGUCACGUGGUUUCGGCUGCACAUGAGCACUGUGGCCAGCAGAUGGCAGCAUAGUUAAGAAACUGCACAUAAACAGCCUAUUUGGUGCAUUUUCCUGACUUGAGCAUGAGCAUGUGUGUACAUCACAACCACAAAAAACUCCACAAAACUUUUUUGUUUCUUUUUGUAAAGAUGCUGGUAUUUUUUUUUUUUAUUUUUUUUUUGUGUCAUCAACCAACCACUGUACCUAAUUCCCUUUUAUGACAUUUUUGCUUUGUUUCUUAUGGGUUUUUUAGUAAUUUAUUAUAGCCUUUUGAAUCUGGAGGAGACAGUAUUUUAUCUUCAACCGAUUUAGCUGAUGCGUGCUACGCACUGAGCAUUUAAGAGUAUUUAUCAAGUUUAAAUAAUGUCACGUGAUCUGUCAAAUCUGGCUAAAUAUGUCAGUAAAUUCAUCAUUCUUUACCUUUUACACUCAAACUAGUGGCCUUUUUUUUUUUUUUUUUUUUUUUUUUUUUUAAUAAAAUAUCCGUGCCCCUGCUUUCCUCCAUUAAGAAACACUUCCUCGAGAUGAAAAUGCACGCACCUGCAGAGACAGGAGAGUGUUUAAUAUCACUAAACAGAAGCAGCACUUGACGUCCCGGCUUGAAACAUCACAUUUGAAGUGCGCCAAGAACCACUGCACACACUCUUCAGUCCACUUCUGCAGGUCGCAUUCUUCAGAGCGCUUUUUAGAUUUAUUCACAGGCAGAAAAGUGUAAAAAUCCACAGGAUGAUGUCACCACGUGUUGACCAGGUGUUUCUGUGUGUCGUCUUCUCACGUCACCGCGGUUUUGUUUUUCAUGGUGCAGAAGUUGAAUUUCAACACUAAAAGAUGUUCAAGUUGAUGAUUAUGCAAACGGAUAUGGAGAUAAAGAGCUUUUUUUUUACCUUGACCUUCAAAUUUCAGACUCUAUGGACUAAAUCUGUCUCCCAGAUACUGGAGAACA